UUCCUGUCUUACUGUGUGACCAGCUGCAUCUGACUUCUCUGCGUCAUUUAUAUGAUACUGAGUCACACUAUACACUCCUCUCAUUAACAUCACAAACCGCAGAAAAAUAAGCCCUCUAGGCUAUUGAGCGUGUAGUAACUGCUAGUGUAGAAAAGGCAUCCGGUGCUCGAAACUCAACGCUGAAGCACAAGCACACAAAACAGCAAAAGAAGAAAAGAUUGAAGAUGUUCGGAGCUCCUAGUGCAAAGGAAUUGCGGUUUCCCCCAUCCAUUGUUGACCCUGGGAUACAUAUUUUCCGUAUUGAGAAGAUGAAGUUGAUAUCGGUACCUGCUGAAAAUCAUGGGGUUUUUCAUUCUGGAGACACCUACCUCCUUUUGUAUAAUUCCCCAGAGAGCAGCAGCAUUUAUGUCUGGAACGGAUGUGACACAUCUGUGGAUGAGAGGGCUGCUGGUGCGAUUUAUAGUUCUCAACUUCACAUGUACUUGGGAGAGAAACCAACUCAGAACCGUGAAACACAAGGACAUGAGAGUGCAGAGUUCAUGGCCCUCUUCCCUGGAGGUGUAACCUAUCUGGACGGAGGGGUGUCAUCAGGUCUUCACCAAGCUCCUCGGGACCAAGAAGCCUUCAAACACCAUCUCUACCAUGUAAAGGGGAGGAAACAGAUUCGAGCAGUUGAGACAGAUCUUAAUUGGGAGAGCUUCAAUAAGGGGGACUGCUUCAUUCUGAACACAGGAAAGUGUAUCUACGUCUGGUCAGGGUCUCAAUCAAACAUGAUGGAGAGGAACCGAGCUCGUGAUAUGGCUAAUCAGAUCCGAGAUGUUGAAACACGUGGGGCUGCCCAAGUAGAGAUUGUACAAGAAGGGGAAGAACCCGAAGAAAUGUCACAGAUCUUGGGACAGAAGCCAGAAAUUAUUAAACAAGAAAGCACUGACGACAAGGAGGCAGAUGAAAGACACACAAAGGAAGCAGUCCUUUAUCAGGUCUCCAAUGCUACCGGACAAAUGCAGGUAUCUCGAAUUGGAGAUGGCGUUUACAAAAAAGAGCAAUUGAUUUCAGAUGACUGUUUCAUCUUGGACACAUCUGGCAAGCUCUAUGUGUGGAAAGGUAAAAAGGCAAACAAAGAAGAACGAGAGCAAUCCCUGGAAAUAGCCAAUAAGUUCCUUACUUUUAUGAAGUAUUCACCCAAGACCACGGUACAGUUGGUUUCCGAAGGCAAUGAGACGCCACUCUUCAAACAAUUCUUCCAAAACUGGUUGUAAGCAUCAAUGGUUGUAAAGAGGCUACAAUUACAAGGUUGCCUUUGUCUUACUAAUAAAGUAGCGUCACAUCA
Messenger RNA from Spea bombifrons (plains spadefoot toad), 1330 nucleotides. It is a transcript of the gene CAPG, whose product is annotated as capping actin protein, gelsolin like. Gene Ontology annotation, molecular function: actin filament binding; phosphatidylinositol-4,5-bisphosphate binding. The transcript has 10 exons. Gene Ontology annotation, biological process: actin polymerization or depolymerization; actin filament severing; barbed-end actin filament capping. Bases 225 to 1259 code for a protein of 344 amino acids. Lineage: Eukaryota; Metazoa; Chordata; Amphibia; Anura; Pelobatidae. The record is from RefSeq and is a predicted model, not a curated record. Gene Ontology annotation, cellular component: cytoplasm; actin cytoskeleton.